UCUCUGGCAGGUUUCACAAUGAGCACACGGCUGGAUCUGCACAAGAGAAUCGUUGGUGGUGAACCGUGUGAGCGUCAGUACCAUGUGAAACUGAGAGCGGCUGCUAGUGGAUCCUCCAACCUGUGUGGUGGCACUCUGAUUGGUGACCGCUGGGUUUUGACUGCAGCUCACUGUUUGAAGCCAGGAAGGAGUUUGUUUGCAGAGUUGGUUUUGAAUGCAGGGGAUCCAGCAGAAGAGUUACAAAUCACAGCAGAACCUGUCAUCUACACAGACAACGAGGACAGGUCCCAUGAUAUCAUGCUGCUGCAGCUGCCAAAACCCUCUGGUGUUCCACCUGUUGCUCUCCCUGACUGUGAACAUCGCCCUGAAAUGGUUGAGAUCGCAGGUCAUGCUGCCACUACAGGGGGCCCUGGGGAUAAAAGGAAACCCGGUGCAUCGCCUGCCCUCCACUGUGCAGACAUUAACGUUGUUGAUUGUAAAGACCUCGUUAAUACUCUGCAGAAAGAUUUCCCAGAGGCCUACCCGGUUAAAGCGUAUCAACACUGGUUCUGCGGUCAAGCACGUGGCAAGGAUAUAUGUUACGGAGAUUCUGGUGGAGUAGCUGUGUACAAAGACAUGAUUUAUGGCGUCAUUUCUUUUCUGGGUGAUCCUUACUAUGUAUGUAGAAGAGCUGCAGCAUUCAUGGACCUCUGCGACCCAGAAUACGCUGCAUGGAUCAAACAAACAAUUGCCUGAGAUGUCUACAUUGGGAUAGACUCUUUCAUAAUUAAAGCUCGAAGCUACACUUUGUGUGUUUUCUGAAUUUUUUCCAACACAGAAAAUGUUGUCAUACAUAUUAGAUCAAAAAAAAAAUUGUAUCUGUUUGGAAAUAAAUGGGGAAGUCUCCAUCCUAAAGAAA
This is a messenger RNA of Notothenia coriiceps (black rockcod), 898 nucleotides long. Its product is annotated as kallikrein-8-like. The transcript has 5 exons. Gene Ontology annotation, molecular function: serine-type endopeptidase activity. The coding region runs from base 19 to 735 and encodes 238 amino acids. NCBI's taxonomy places the organism in Eukaryota, Metazoa, Chordata, Actinopteri, Perciformes, Nototheniidae. Gene Ontology annotation, biological process: proteolysis. The record is from RefSeq and is a predicted model, not a curated record.